Molecule: messenger RNA, 1347 nt
Organism: Acanthisitta chloris (rifleman)
Lineage: Eukaryota; Metazoa; Chordata; Aves; Passeriformes; Acanthisittidae
Product: A disintegrin and metalloproteinase with thrombospondin motifs 6-like
Exons: 6
Biological process (GO): proteolysis
Molecular function (GO): metalloendopeptidase activity
Source: RefSeq, a predicted model, not a curated record
GGAAAAGAAAUGGAGCAAGUUCAGUAACUACCCAGUCUAAUGUCUUACUCAUAUCUCAAGGAAUCUUACAAAUACUUAUUUUGAAUUGAGAAAAUGACUGCAGAUAUAGAAGAAAGUACCUGUCAAAAAGUGGAACACCCUCUAGCUAAUUUGGAAGUAGUAUAAAAUAAAUACCCCUGUUAUGGUGCGAUUCUGGAGUGGAGUUAACUCUAUAGCACACAGGUAGCUCUCCAAGGAGAAAGAAAAAAGGAGCUUUCUGUUUUUCUAAAUUAUGGAAAUUUUUUGGAAGACGUGGGGAUGGAUUUUGAGCCUAGUCAUGGUUGCAUCGGAAUUUCACAGUGACAACAGGCUUUCAUACAGUUCUCAAGAGGAAUUCCUGUCUUACCUUGAACACUACCAACUAACAAUCCCAAUAAGGGUUGAUCAAAAUGGAGCCUUUCUCAGCUUUACUGUGAAAAAUGCUAAACCCUCGAGAAGGAGGAGGAGCACAGACCCUUAUGACCAAGAACUGGCAGCAUCUAAAUUAUUUUUUAAACUUUCUGCCUAUGGCAAGCACUUUCAUUUAAACCUGACUCUCAACACAGAUUUGGUGUCCAGACAUUUUACAGUAGAGUACUGGGGGAAAGAUGGACCGCAAUGGAAGCAUGAUUUUUUAGACCACUGUCAUUACACAGGAUAUUUGCAAGACCAACACAGUACAACUAAAGUGGCCUUAAGCAACUGCAAUGGUCUGCAUGGAGUCAUUGCUACAGAAGAUGACGAGUAUUUUAUUGAGCCCUUAAGGAACAUAACAGAAGAUUCUAGUAACUAUAGCUAUGAGAAUGGUCAUCCUCAUGUUAUAUACAAAAAAUCUACCAUGCACCAGCAACACCUCUAUGAUCACAGUCACUGUGGAGUCUCAGACCUCACAAGAAGCAGUAAACGUUGGUGGAUGAAUGAUGCAUCUGCUUUUCCAACUUCACUUCCAGUCAAUGAUACACUAAGUAGUCAUAGUCGGCAGAAGAGAUCUGUAAGCCUUGAACGAUUUGUGGAGACGCUGGUGGUAGCAGACAAAAUGAUGGUGGGAUACCAUGGUCGCAAAGACAUUGAGCACUACAUUUUGAGUGUAAUGAAUAUUGUUGCCAAACUUUAUCGUGAUUCCAGUCUAGGAAACGUUGUGAAUAUUAUAGUGACACGUUUGAUUGUCCUCACUGAAGAUCAGCCAAACUUGGAGAUAAACCACCAUGCAGACAAGUCCCUCGAUAGCUUCUGUAAGUGGCAGAAAUCCAUUCUCUCCCACCAAAGUGAUGGAAACACCAUUCCAGAAAAUGGGAUUGCCCACCAUGAUAAUGCGGUUCUUAUUACUAG